Messenger RNA from Suncus etruscus (white-toothed pygmy shrew), 951 nucleotides. RefSeq names its product stathmin 3 (gene STMN3). The record is from RefSeq and is a predicted model, not a curated record. Gene Ontology annotation, cellular component: cytoplasm; neuron projection. Gene Ontology annotation, biological process: microtubule depolymerization; neuron projection development; regulation of microtubule polymerization or depolymerization. Lineage: Eukaryota; Metazoa; Chordata; Mammalia; Eulipotyphla; Soricidae. Gene Ontology annotation, molecular function: tubulin binding.
GCCUCCCUGCCUUCCCCUCCCCUCUCUGACCGCAUUCCCCCACUGCAGCCACAGUCGCCUGCUCUCUGCAGUCUGCCGCCCUCGCCCAGCACCAUGGCCAGCACCGUGUCUGCCUACAAGGAGAAGAUGAAGGAACUGUCCGUUCUGUCACUCAUCUGCUCUUGCUUGUACUCACAGCCGCACCCCACCACCAUCUACCAAUAUGGGGACAUGGAGGUAAAACAGCUGGACAAGAGGGCCUCUGGCCAGAGCUUCGAGGUCAUUCUCAAGUCCCCCUUCAGACCUGUCCCCCUGAGAGGCCCCGUGCUCUCCUCGCCCCCCAAGAGGAAGGACCCCUCUCUGGAGGAGCUGCAGAAGCGGUUGGAUGCGGCCGAGGAGAGGAGAAAGGUGACAGGCCCAAGGGAGGCGCAGGUGCUGAAGCAGCUGGCGGAGCGGCGCGAGCACGAGCGCGAGGUGCUGCACAAGGCGCUGGAGGACAACAACAACUUCAGCCGCCUGGCCGAGGAGAAGCUCAACUACAAGAUGGAGCUCAGCAAGGAGAUCCGCGAGGCGCACCUGGCGGCGCUCCGAGAGCGGCUGCGCGAGAAGGAGCUGCACGCUGCCGAGGUACGCAGGAACAAGGAGCAGCGGGAGGAGAUGUCUGGCUAAGGGACUUUCUUCGGGCGGCGCCUGGAUCCUGAGCAGAAACAACACACUCGGGAUUUUUGUUUUUGUUUGACUUUGUCUAGAUGCAACUCUCAUCCCUUCUCCCCCCUCCUGUCCUGCAACCCCCCAGCUUUCCGCUUUCCGCACACAGAGCUGUCUGGUGCUCAUGGCUGACCAGGUUCCCUGGUCAGGAGCCCACCGGGCACAGACCACGAUCCCUCCUUCCUGGCACUGGCUGGGUCCCCUUCGGCAGCCCUGUUCGUAGAUGUUGGUGGCACUCUCAAUAAAUCUAGCAGUGGUGGAGCA